This is a messenger RNA of Penicillium argentinense, 2841 nucleotides long. Its product is annotated as putative beta-N-acetylglucosaminidase. Gene Ontology annotation, biological process: carbohydrate metabolic process; peptidoglycan turnover. Gene Ontology annotation, molecular function: hydrolase activity, hydrolyzing O-glycosyl compounds. The record is from RefSeq and is a predicted model, not a curated record. Lineage: Eukaryota; Fungi; Ascomycota; Eurotiomycetes; Eurotiales; Aspergillaceae. The transcript is spliced from 4 exons. Bases 1 to 2841 code for a protein of 946 amino acids.
AUGGCCCCGAAAGAGGACAUGCUGCCCCCGGGCUGGGAGGAUCUCGACAGGCAAAUGGGCCAGCUCUUUAUGAUGGGCUUCGAUGGCACCACGGUCAGCCCGCAGAUUCGCUCGCUCAUCGAAGACUAUCACUUGGGCUCUGUCCUCUUGUCAGCCAAAAACCUUAAAUGUAAUUCUACUCUGCUCCCUUUCCCCUUGCUGGAAAAGUUCCGGGCAGCGGAGGAGGCCACCCGACUGGUCCUGGAGCUGCAGAACAUUGCCCGGGAUGCUGGCCACCCAGUCCCAUUGCUCAUUGUAUUGGAUCAAGAGAAUGGGGGUGUGAACAGUUUAUACGAUGAAAUAUACAUUCGCCAAUUUCCCAGCGCCAUGGGGGUAGCCGCGACGGGGUCGAAAUCACUAGCUCACGAAGUUGCAGUCGCCACCGCACAAGAGCUCAAAGCUGUCGGCAUCAAUUGGAUUCUCGGUCCGGUUUUAGAUGUAUUGACCAAUGCGCGAAACCAACCUCUGGGUGUUCGGACUACUGGCGAUGACCCUCAAGAGGCGUCGCAAUAUGGCGUCCAAUUCAUGAAAGGAUAUCAACAAGCCGGACUAGCGACGUGCGGCAAACACUUUCCGUCCUACGGCAACUUAGAAUUCCUUGGUUCCCAUGCCGAUGUGCCAAUUAUCACAGAGUCCCUGGAGCAAUUGAGCUUGAAUGCUCUAAUCCCCUUUCGAAAUGCCAUCAACCACGGCCUGGAUGCGAUGAUGGUGGGCGGAGUGUCCAUGUCGUCGGCUGGGAUGAAUGUCAUGCACGCCUGUUUGAGUGACCAAGUUGUCGAGGAGCUACUUCGAAAAGAUCUGAAAUUUGAAGGAGUCGUUGUCUCAGAAUGCUUGGAGAUGGAGGCCCUGACGCAUAACAUCGGAGUUGGUGGUGGCACCGUCAUGGCCAAAAAUGCAGGAUGCGAUGUCGUUCUCCUCUGUCGAUCGUUCCCCGUGCAACAAGAGGCAAUCAACGGAUUGAAGCUUGGUGUUGAGAACGGAAUUAUCGGCCGAGCCCGAAUCGAGGAGUCAUUGCGCCGUGUACUGGAUCUCAAAGCGCGUGCUACUUCGUGGGAACAGGCGUUGAAUCCUCCCGGUCUGCUAUCACUCACGCAAAUGCAACCGUCCCACACGAAUCUCUCCACGCGUGCAUAUAACGACUCGAUCACAGUGAUGCGAGACAAGAGCAACCUUCUCCCACUUUCCAAUCUCAUUGACCCCUGCGAGGAGCUAUUGCUGCUCACGCCGUUGGUCAAACCGCUCGCGGCUUCAGCCGUCACGCUCUCGGUCAAUGAAUCGGCUCACGGGGGCGGCAACCCUUCAUCUUGGGAACAAACCUCCUCAGUGAUGAGCGGAGAGAGUGUCUUCAAAGAGCUGGGCAGGUCACUUUCUCGGCAAAGAAAUGGUCGUGUCCUACACACUUCCUACACGUCCAAUGGCGUCCGACCUAUCCAUGAAGACCUCGUCAAACGUGCCAGUGCUGUGAUUGUUGUCACGGCCGACGGGUAUCGCAACAAAUAUCAACAAUCGUUCGCAAAACACAUCUCGCUGCUCUGUCAGUUCCACGAUUCAUCCAGCGGAGAGCGACGCGAGAAGCCUUUGAUUGUGGUUUCGGUCAGCUCUCCUUACGAUUUUGCCAUGGAUUUCUCGAUUGGAACGUACGUGUGCACCUAUGACUUUACCGAGACGGCGCUACAGGCGUUAGUGAAGGUUCUUUAUGGCGAACUGACGCCGACUGGGACGCUGCCCGGCUCUAUCAGUCGCAGUCAGAAAAUCCACCAAUCUCGUCAACAUUGGCUCGUGGAGAAUUGGAAUGAGGAGAGAGAUGCAAAUGCUUUGGAUGCACUGUUGGAAGCGAUGCGGGACGACUGUCCACAAGGUCAGCGCUCUGAGGUCCUCGGUGCCACCUCUAGCAGUUUUCUCCUACGGAAAGAGGACAUUGACGAGGCGCAUUUUGUGGUCCGUAACAGCAGCACACAGGCCUUAUAUGGGUUUUGUGCAACUUACUUCUUUCGAUCGUCCGGCACUGGCGUUAUUGGAUGUUUGAUUGUUGACCCAGCGCGGCGCAAGCUGUCUAUUGGACAUUCCCUUCACAGUCGUGCGAUCCGCUCCCUCCUCCAGCGGAAAGGCAUGAAGCGAUUCCAACUGGGCUCUCGAUUGCCUGGCAUCUAUCUAGGUAUUCCUACGGUCAGCUCUGUCGAACGUAAGCGGCUACGGCAGUGGUUUGCCAACCUGGGAUGGAACACAUCACUCUCCCGACCCGUCUGCAGUGUCGUGCUGCGAAAUUUAACGACAUGGACGCCCCCCGAUGGCCUCACCGCAACGCUGCAGAAUGCCGACGUGGUUUACGACCUUGUCUAUGGAUGGAACUUUGCCCGGACCGUCCUGGACCACAUCAAGACCAAUGCGCGACAGGGUGUCGCCGAUAUCUACCGCAUUGCCCUGGGUGGCGCUCCCCACUGUGGUAUUAUCCGAGCCAAGCGGCCCUCUGAUGACAUGAUUCUGGGCAGUGUUGUCGUGUACAACGAGCGCUCCCCUUUGGCCGAAUAUAUGCCCGUAUUACGCGCUACUCAUACUCCUGUUGGAGGUAUCUCUUCACCUGUGAUCUCGCCAUGCGCGGAUGAUUACUCCACUGUCAUGCAGGGGCUGAUCCUGCUGGCUAUCCGCCAAAUCCGCAGGUUCAAUGCUAAUGCGGUAGUGAUGGAUUGUGUGGACGGGGACGGUAACUUUGACUGUCUCUCUUCGAUGGGAUUCAGCAUGCUACACAGCUUUGAAGAGGUCAAUUGCGACGCAGCCACCUGGACAAUGCUGCACCCUUCAUAG